Nicotiana attenuata is the source of this 4390-nucleotide messenger RNA. RefSeq lists its product as uncharacterized. Gene Ontology annotation, biological process: replication fork reversal; double-strand break repair via synthesis-dependent strand annealing; interstrand cross-link repair. Bases 65 to 4198 code for a protein of 1377 amino acids. Gene Ontology annotation, molecular function: four-way junction DNA binding; four-way junction helicase activity; 3'-5' DNA helicase activity. The transcript has 23 exons. NCBI's taxonomy places the organism in Eukaryota, Viridiplantae, Streptophyta, Magnoliopsida, Solanales, Solanaceae. The record is from RefSeq and is a predicted model, not a curated record.
AAAGUGCCCUUAUAAGUUUCCCUCCUUCAGUUCCUUCUCCAUUACACUGUUCUCCAUUCCCCAAAUGCCUUCUUCUUCCACAGUUAUCCACACAAUCGACGACGACGACGAAUUUGAUUGGGACUUAGCGGUGAAAGAAAUCGAUGGGGCUUUAGAAGCAACAGCAAUUUCCAACAGACCAUUUUCUUCUAAUUUUGCUUCUACUUCUCAUUCAAAUCACCAAAUUAAGGAAACCCAUAAAUACCCUUUUGCUCCUUCUUCUUCUUCUAGACAAUCCACACUUGAUAAAUUCUUCCAAAAUUCCACCAAACAGGACAAUCGAAACGAGCUCGGACAAAAGAACGAAGAUGAUUUUGAAUCUUGUGGCCCCAGUGAAUCAUCUCAUGGGCCUAGUGAUGUUAAGAUUGAUCCGGAGGCUGCAAAAACUUGGAUUUUCCCAGUCAAUUUUGAUCGUCGUGAUUAUCAAUUUUCUAUCAUCCAGACUGCUCUUUUUAGCAAUACCUUAGUGGCAUUACCCACAGGUCUUGGGAAGACAUUUAUUGCUGCUGUUGUAAUGUAUAAUUAUUUCAGAUGGUUUCCAGAAGGGAAAAUUGUUUUUGCAGCUCCUUCACGCCCACUUGUUUUGCAGCAGGUGGAAGCAUUGCAUAAGUUUGUAGAUAUUCCACAAGAGUGCACAAUUGAUCUGACAGGUCAAACAAAUCCGUCGAGAAGAGCGAGCUUAUGGAAAGAGAGACGAGUUUUCUUUGUUACUCCACAAGUGCUGGAGAAGGAUAUACAUUCUGGAAUAUGCUUCAUGAGACAUCUAGUUUGCUUGGUAAUCGACGAGGCUCAUCGCGCAAGUGGAAAUUACUCUUAUUGUGUAGUAGCUCGCCAGUUGAUGGCAUGUAAUGUCCAAGUCAGGAUAUUAGCAUUAACUGCAACACCUGGGUCUAAACGGCAGGCAGUUCAGAACGUGAUCGAUAACUUGCAAAUAUCAACACUUGAAUAUCGAAAUGAAACUGACCCAGAUGUGCUCCCAUAUGUGCAUGCUCGAAAGAUUGAACAGAUAACGGUUCCCAUGGGCAAAGAUGCUGAUGAAGUUGGUGAACUCCUCUUGAAAGUCAUAUGCCCAUUAGUGAAUCGGCUUAAUGCAUAUGGACUACUACUGAAUAGAGACUACCGGACAUUAAGCCCGCACCAAGUACUUGAAUCACGGUCAAGAUUUCGUGAAGCUCCACCUCAAAAUUUACCUCAAGUGAAGUUUCAAGAUAUUGACGGAUUACAUGGAGUUCUUGUAACACUUUACCAUUUACUGAAACUGCUCUCGAGCCAUGGGAUAAAAUCUACAUGUGAGAUGCUUGAAGAAAAGCUGCAAACCAAUAAGUUAUUUGGACGACAUAUGAGCAGAAAUGAAAUUCUUUUGAAAGCAAAGCAUUUAAUGCAGCAAGUUGUAUCUCAUGGUGCUCCUAGUCCUAAGUUAUCAAAAAUGCUGGAAAUACUCACCAAUCAUUUCAAUAACAAUGAUCCUAAAAGUUCAAGGGUUAUCGUUUUCUCAAAUUUUAGACAAAGUGUCAGUGACAUUUUGCUUGCUUUGAGGAGUUUACCAGAUUUUGUUAAAGCUACUGAGUUCAUUGGCCAAAGCUCAGGCAAAGCAUCAAAAGGCCAAUCACAAAAGAAUCAACAGGCUGUUUUGGAGAAAUUUCGGACUGGCGAAUACAAUGUCAUUGUUGCAACAUCAAUUGGUGAAGAAGGUCUGGAUAUCAUGGAAGUAGAUCUUGUCAUAUGCUUUGAUGCUAACAUAUCACCUUUGAGAAUGAUUCAGCGCAUGGGCAGAACUGGAAGGAAACAUGAAGGACGAGUUGUAGUUUUAGCUCACGAAGGAAGAGAGUUAAAAGGUUACUUGCAAAAGCAAACAAGCGGCAAGGCCAUUAUCAAAGACAUGAGAAAUGGGGGAAUUCGCUUUUCAUUUUAUUCCAGUCCAAGGAUGAUUCCACAUAUUUUUAAACCAAAAGUCCAGUUCCUCAAGCUAUCAAUUCCACAGUUUGUUCCUCGUGGAAAGAACAUAAAAGAUGCUAACCCUAUUCAAGUGUCUGCAUUGCUGAACAAAUUAAGUGAUGAAGAAGCAAACUUGCUUGCGAAAUAUUUCAAUUUUACUGGUCAGGAGACUCGGGACGCGUGGAGACCAUCACUUAUUGCCUUCCGUCAUUCUCAGGCAUUUCCUUCCAAAGUGCACAGAGUGGCGCAUUCAUUUAGAACAGUGAUGCUAAUAGAUGCCAUGCAACAUUUGCAAGAAAUAUCUUUUCCUCGAGAUAUCAAAGCUUCUAUCAAUGAGGAUGAAACUUUUGAAAAUUUAUCUAUGAAAGUUGAAGCCACCAAACCAUGUGAAGAAAAUCUGAAAGGCUGUUCUGCUGAAGAUGACUGUAAAACAGAACAACAGAAGGAGUCUGUACCCCUGCAAAGUCCAAAUAGUAAAAAGACGCUUUUACUGGACAUAUUUCAAGGGGAAAGCUCUCAUGCACAUGCCUUCCUAUUUGGCUCGGAAUUUGUAAGUGUUGAUGAUCAGGGGAGGGUUAUAGUCUCAUCUGUUGCCCAACUUUUUGUAAAAGAAACUUUGGUUUCUAAGUUUACAAGCACCAGAUUAUUUGAAAAGUUCAACCUGCCAGAAGAAGAUUCCCUUCAUGGUAAGGUUUCAGCGAAUGAGCUGGAGGAAAAGACUGAUGGAGUAAAAGACAUUUCUGCUACUCAGACAAGUGCAGAAACAAUUAAUUUGGAAGCAUCAAGAGUCUGUGUGUCUAAUGCACAGCAACAGAAGAUAUUUGAUCUCUGCGAGAAGAAUUUUCAAAGUCCAGAUCACAAGGUAAAACCAGAAGGUAAGAGCAUCAGUGAGAGUCUGGAAGUUCAAAUUUGUGGGACGCCAAUAGUAGAUGAUGAGCCAGACAAAGAGUUUGGAGAUAUGGAGCUUAGUCCACGUCUAACCAACUUUAGUGAUGUCGAGUUUGUCCCGGAAUCUCCUAUAACUGAAUCUCCUAUAACUGAUGGGGUAUUGCAGGAUAAAGGUGCACAGUUCAUGGUUAAAGACCUUGUUUCAACACCAAAAGAAUCGUCAGAACAGAAUGAAAAGACUGCAGGUGGCAUUAGCACCUUUGGAAAAGAUAAUGCAAUGUCAACUCCUAUACAAAACAUUCAGAGUAAUGAACCGAGAAGUUGCAAGUACACUUGUCUAAUUGCUGAAGAUAAUCAAACUCCUAUGGCAAAAUUAUCAAGCAAAACCUCUAGCAAAGACUGGCAACUUGGCUCUACAGACAAAUCAGAGAGCAUUGGACAAAAACCGAAGUUUAGAAGAUUGCGCAAACACGGUCCAGACAAGCAAAACACUGGUACUUCCCGAAAACGAACAGCUCCUUGUGGCACUGACAGUCAUACUGGUUUCAAGCAUGGAAGAGCUAUAGGUGAGAAACGGCAGCCAAACAUUGUGACAGACUUCAUUGAAGAGGAAGCUGAGGUGUCUUCAGAAGUUUCAGUAUCCGAUGAUGAGGAGGAUAAGCAGGAUUACAGUUCAUAUGAUGAUAGUUUCAUUGAUGACAAGAUAAAUCCAACAGCGGCAGAUAGUCAAGCCGAGGCUGGUGAAGUUGAUAUGAUAGCGAUAUACAGGCGUUCAUUGCUCACUCAGUCACCAAUUCCAAACCUUUCAAACGAUUAUACUCCUGAUUCUGAGGUUCCAACUAGCAGAACAGAUGAAAGCAAGAGCUCAUCUGCAACAGCAAAUCAUCACAUACCUCAAACUGACCCAAAGUCAAUAACGAGAAAUUCCUUGAACUUUCAGCAAAGUAUUAAUAGAAUUGCACCAGAAGCAGUACCAUGCUCAACCACUUGCUCUUUGAGAGAAAACGAUAGCAAGUUAGAGAGCCGGAAAAGAAAGUUAAGCUAUUAUCAGGCAACUUCACUGCCCGUUGUCAAUUUACACGACGAGUUCUCUCUUCAUUCUAAAGCUGUUGGUGUAAACUCACAUCUUUUGGAAGAAGCAGCAAAGAAUGAAGUUGGUGAUCCAUUUGAUGAUGACCAGUUCUUUCAAAGUAUCGAUCUUGAUGCAAUGGAAGCAGAGGCUGCUAGAAUUCUUAGAAAUAAAUCACAGUCCUUGGUUCGGAAUACAGUGAAUUCAAUACCUAUUACACAAAUUCCUGAUGGCGGAAACUCUCCUUCAUUUGAUCUGGGAAUUUAGUUUUUUUGUCUCGAUUGUUAAGUUGGUGUUACAGCUCGAAUGAUCAGUUAUAUAAAGGGAAAAGAAAUUAUUUAUUAUCCGCAUCAUUUAAUAGUUACAGGAAAGCCAGUCGUGACGCAAAUGAGGCGUAUGUAAAUGCAAGGAAUAUGGGAACAUUUUGCUGUAUAUAAUUUCAAAGAUAUUGUUUCCCUA